Messenger RNA from Prorocentrum cordatum, 3235 nucleotides. The record is from the annotation of a GenBank genome assembly. Lineage: Eukaryota; Dinophyceae; Prorocentrales; Prorocentraceae.
GAGAGUGAUUUGCGCGCCCACGUCGACGCCACGAAGCUGGAGGUCAUGGCAGCGAUUGCCUCUAUCCAGUCCAGCGCCACGGCUCUCUCGCGGUCGUUCGCGUCUCAUGCAGAAGGCAUCGAUCGGCAGGUUGAAGCCCGAAUGCACCGUGUUGAGACCCGAGUGGACGACCACGACAACAGAUUGCAGUACCUGGAGAAGCAGAUUGAGCACUUACAACGGCAGCUUCACAUCGUCAAGACGGAGCCGCCUCCCCCGAAGAUCGAGUUGCCGAAUGGCUUCAACCGUCCGACGGAUCCCACCAUUUUGGUUGUGCGUUCGAAAGAGAUGGUUACUCAUCAAGCAGUAUGUGACGGCAUCAAGACAUGGAUGCUGGACGCAGCCUUGGACGUUGACGACUACGAGGUCCAGCGCCCUGAGGAAGGUCCAGCAGCGAAACGGUUCAUCAUCCAGUUCACGGGUCAGCCGCAUCUGGCAUCCAGAGCUCUCCGCCAAGCGAUGGGAGCAAUCAAGCAGAGAGACAACACGUGGAGGCGCUUCUUCGCGGCGCUCCCCACUGGAGGCCACACUGACCUGUUCAUCAGCAUCGACAAAAACCAGGCUUCUGUGGAGUGGAACAUCCCGAACUUGCAGGCGCUGGGUCUCGACAAGCAGAGGAAGGUGAGUGGUCUCUUUAACAAGUUCCUGAGGCCUUGGCUGGGUCCUGGCCCCACCUCGGCUUCUUUGUGCUUUGCCAGUUGGAACGCAAAUGCUCUCUUCCACUUCGACCCCUCCACCAAGACCAAGAAGUUCCACUACCUCUCCUCCCUCAUGUCUCCCACGUCCAUCGUCGCUGUACAGGAAACGCACGGCACAGAGGCAGAAGCCAGGAACAUGAUCCACUUUCUGCGCAAGCCGUACACUUGCCACGCCAGUUUUUUGCCGAACGCCGCGGGAGGUGUUCUCACGCUGAUCCCUGAUCACAAGUUUGUAGACUUUGAGGUUGACUCUACAUGUGAGCCUCUGGUUCAGGGCAGGGUUCUCUUUACAGAUAUCCAGAUUGAUGGGGGCUCAGCUUGGAUCGCUCACUACAAUAUCCACAACUAUGGGCUCCAGAGGCACGAGAAGACCCAGAUAGCUAACCGCAUUCUUGGGAGGCUCCAGGAGGCCAAAGAGGACCCGCUCAACAAAAUCGUCGUCGUCAUAGGUGACUUCAAUAUAGCUGCCGCGCCUCCGACCCCUGUCAAUCCUGCCAGUUUUGUUGCUCCUGGAGAAGGGUGCCAGACCUGGAGGGCCACCCAGGACGCCAUCUGGAGGGACCUUCUUGGGAAGUUAGUGGAAAUUGAGCAGCUCGACCCCACCCACGUGUACAGGCCGAAUGACAUGAUGAGCAUCAUAGAUAGGGCCUUCACUUCUCUCCCUGGGUGGGCACUCAAGCAAUUUAACGUAUGUGGUGUGACGCAGGGUCUCGCUGAGGUUGUGAUCCACCAACGGCUGUCAGACCAUGCAGCGAUCAAGAUUGACUUCCACCCGGGUGGCCAGAAGCACCAUAAGGAGCGAGCCAUCAACCGAGACCUCUUCGGCACCCCCGAAUACGACAGGUUUGUACAGGCCUAUCUCCAGUGCGGUGACAUCGAGCAGUACUCGCCGCCGAUCCGACUUUUGUAUCUUAAGACGCUGAUGAAAGAGGGUGCCAGGUUCGCUCGGAACGCCUCCUUGGGACAGGCCUCGGACUCUACCCUGGGACGUAUCAUUCUCUGCCGUUCUAUUUCCAGGGCCGUCUGGCGUCAGGACUGCACCCUGGGGCAGAAACUCAUCAAGGCGUACCCUCUUGCUAAGCAAUACCUUCAGUACGACGCGGAGACGAGCCGAAUCUCCUUGGAGAACCCUGGGGCCUUUGCGGACCUGAUCAAUUCCCUGGAAGAAACGGACCACAUGACCAAGAUAAAACGCCUGGGCAAAAACCUUUCGGCAGCUCCCGAAUCAGAGAAGAAAAAGCUACGGCAGCGUCUCCGUCGUCUGCAGAGGCGUGCGAAACUUUGGGCUCCUUUUGAUCGCCGCUUACAUGUGCGCGGUAUUCGCCGCAAAGAUCAGCUUCUCUCCGACCCGCUGGACAUGGCUUCAGCGAUUAGUGAGCAUUGGGGCCAGAUCUUCAGUGCGAAAGAUACUCCUGUGGAAAAGGCACGGACCUACAUCCAGAGGUUCACAGGUCACAUCGACCUGCGUGACAUCCCGCCCCCGACCAAGAGCCUGAUGUCUGCAGUGUUGAGAAAGCAAACUCACAGUGCCCCUGGUCCCGACUGUAUCCCGUACGCGGCUUGGCAGAAGACUCCCCAGGCUCUUGAGACCCUCUCUGAGAUGAUGUUCUGGCUCCUGGACGGCGGCUGGGCUUUUUGGGGUUUCAAUCACCUUCUGGGCGUCUACAUUCCGAAGGGGGAGGAGGAAGGAGAUCAAGAUGGAGGAGGUUGCGUUCGUGAUUGUGAUAAGCUUCGACCCCUGGGCCUCAAAAACACAGAUAACAAGCUCAUCACCGCCACCAUCAUGUUCUCGUUCUCCAGGGAGUGGUCCAAGGUUGCCAAUAGACUACAACGAGGUUUUAUCCAGGGACGCCAGUUUGGGACCAACAUCGUCGAAUUGGACGCUGUUGCCAGGUGUUACUCAAUGGUCCCUUCAGCUGGCACGGACCUGCCGCUCGUAGCCGCCUUCGACUUUGCGCAGGCUUUUCCGUCGAUCUCUCAUCGGUGGAUGCUGCUGGUCCUCGAAGAAAUCGGUCUUCCACCCCCGUUGCUGGCUUAUAUCGUCUUACUGUACCAGGGGGUGAUUUGCUACUCGGAGUUUGGAGGCCUGAUUUUAUUUAUGUUUCCUGUCCUUGCUGGAAUCAUCCAAGGGUGCCCUGGAUCGGGAACGCUGUUUGCGGUUAGCAUGGAGCCCUUUGUGGCUGACUUCGAAUCGACGAUAGAGCUUAAGCAUCGCGGGAUAGUCAGACUCUGCGCUGAUGACAUAGGCACGGCCCUCAUCAAGCUGCAGUACCUCGUGCAAUUGUUCCGCAUAUUUGGCCUUGCGGCCCAACUUGCAGCUCUGCAUCUGAAUAUUUCGAAGUGUCAAAUACUUCCCCUGGCCGGCCCCAUCACGGACCCGAUCAAACAGCUCUACAAACUGAAGUUGAAAGCCCUUAUCCCGUCCUGGGCCGCCUUCGAAAUCGUCGAAGUCAUCAAGUAUCUGGGCAUGUUUCUCGGGCCCGAGGCAGAGCAGCACU